AACACGAAGAAGCAAGGCGGGUAAGGCAAGCAAAUUUAGAGAAACAAAAGUUUAAAUUUGGCAAUUUUUAUCUAUUAGUCGACAAAUAUAUCUAAUCAAUAGUUUAACAUGGUGCCGGAAAUGCAAUUGGUAAUUACUGAGAACAAGCAAGUUAUUAAAACAAUUGGGAAAGAAACUGAUCGACGAGCUUCGCAUCUAGUGAAGUCUCUUCAAGAGUUUCAACAAUUAGUAAAUGCGACCCUAACUAACAUUAUAGAAGACCGUGGUGGGAGCAACCAAGGAGAUAAUGAAGAAUUGAACGAAGAUAGUGAAGAAGAAGAAGAUGUUCCUGUUACCCCAAAGAAAAGACGGAAAUAGUUCAUAGGUACAUUUUCAUUAUUUUACUUUAUUUUAGUAGUAAAUACAUAUAGUCAAUAGUGAUCAAAAUGGGUACAUAUGGUAUACACCAUGUUUUUGUUUUAUUUCUUAUACCUCAAGGCAAUUUUUCUUAUGUUAGUUUUUUUUCAUUAUAUCUGAUAUGGUACUUUUACACUACUUUCAAGAUACCUAAUGUUCUCCUACUUAUUGAUACUUAUAUUAGAAUAGUUGAUAUAUGUAAAUAUAAAGAUUCUCUUACUUUUGUAA
This is a messenger RNA of Cydia splendana, 624 nucleotides long. RefSeq lists its product as uncharacterized. The coding region runs from base 109 to 357 and encodes 82 amino acids. The record is from RefSeq and is a predicted model, not a curated record. The transcript is spliced from 2 exons. NCBI's taxonomy places the organism in Eukaryota, Metazoa, Arthropoda, Insecta, Lepidoptera, Tortricidae.